GAUUCCUCACGACAAAUGUCCAUCUCUAGACAAUUCCUCUAAGCUUUUUAAUAUCUGUUUUUCCCACUUAUCAUUCCCCAUUUCAGUUCAAUAUGAUGAAAAUGAAAACCCUCAUCAUCCUCAUUCUAUCAUCUAACAUCUGUCUCUUAUUCCUUUUGUUUGGAUCCAUUAAUUUACUCCGAACCCCAUGGAAUAUUAAUUAUAAUUAUACUAAUUUCACUCUCACUCUCUUUUUUCUCUUCUCCUUUUUCUUCUUUAUCUCUCUAAACCACUGCCUUGUCCCUGGAGGCUUUGCAUGGUCGUUCAAAACCCACCAUGAAAUUAAAAACUCUCCAACUACUCCAAAACUCCGAGGUCCAAUUGGUUGGUUUGUUCUCGGUAAUUUACCCGAAAUGGCCGGUUCUCUUGCUCAUCGUAAGUUGGCCAACUUGGCGGCUUAUUUCAAAGCCACUCGGCUCAUGCCAUUCAGUCUCGGCUCCACUCGUGUCAUCAUCAGCAGCCACCCUGAAACAGCCAAAGAAAUCCUCGGCGGCUCGUCGUUUUCCGACCGUCCGAUUAAGGAUUCUGCUCGGCUGCUGAUGUUCGAGCGUGCUAUUGGUUUCGCUCCUAAUGGGACCUACUGGCGUCAGCUUCGUAGGAUCGCCGCGGUUCACAUGUUCUCACCGCGUAGAAUAUCUGGACUGGAGGUGAUCCGACGGCGAGUCAUCGACGAAAUGCUAAUGAGCGUUUCGGCGGAGAUGGAGAAGAGAGGAACUGUGGGGUUGAAAGGGAUUUUUCAGAAGGGUUCUCUAACUAAUGUACUUGAGAGUGUUUUCAGUAGCCGUUUAGGUAUUGAAACGGAGGUUGAACUGGGUCACAUGGUGAAAGAAGGUUACGAUUUGAUUUCUAGAUUUAAUUGGGAGGACUAUUUUCCUGUGAGAUUCUUGGACUUCUAUGGUUUAAAAAGAAAGUGUCACGUAUUAGCAGCUAAGGUUAACACUGUGGUGGGUCAAAUAGUGGAAGAGAGAAAAAUAGAAGGAAAUUUCGGCCGUGGGAAUGACUUUCUUAGCGCUUUGCUAAGCUUGCCGGUAGAGGAACAAUUAAGCGAUUCGGAUAUGGUGGCUGUGUUAUGGGAAAUGAUAUUCCGAGGGACAGACACAGUUGCUAUUCUUCUUGAAUGGAUAAUGGCACGAAUUGUUUUACACCAAGACAUCCAAGCAAAAGUCCAGCGAGAGAUUGACACGUGCGUUGGCCGAGAAAGGCACGUGCGGGACUCCGACAUUCCCAAUCUUCCAUACCUCCAAGCUAUAGUCAAGGAAGUCCUCCGAAUGCACCCACCAGGCCCACUACUCUCAUGGGCCCGACUUGCUAUCCAUGAUGUCUACGUAGACAAGGUGUUCGUUCCAGCUGGCACUACAGCAAUGGUGAAUAUGUGGGCCAUAACCCACGAUCCAUCUGUCUGGAAAGACCCAUGGGCCUUUAAGCCAGAGAGAUUUAUUGAAGAGGACGUGUCAAUAAUGGGCUCGGAUCUUCGGCUCGCACCAUUUGGAUCGGGUCGCAGAGUAUGCCCUGGAAAGGCACUAGGCUUAGCCACCGUGCAUUUAUGGCUCGCACGGCUCCUCCAACAAUUCAGGUGGUUUCCAGCUCAGCCUGUGGAUCUUUCAGAGUGUCUAAGGCUCUCUCUUGAAAUGAAGACACCGCUGGCUUGUCUAGCGGUUCCUCGUUGAGGCACUGCGAGCUCGUAAAAAGGAAGUGAUUCAGUUGAAGAAGAAUCUGCAAGAGCUUAUUACCACAAAAAUAAAAAUUAAAAAAUAAAAAUAAAUAAAAAAUUAAAAAAUUUAAAAAAAAAAAAAUCUGGAAAAGCUGAUUAAUUUAAGGGUGUGUAUGGACUUAAGAAUUAUAGGUUUGGCUAGCUGACUGUAUUGGGUGUGACCUGUCCGUGGGGUUAAGAAGGGACUCAACUCUGAAACCUCAAACAUGAAAUAUCCUCUGCGAUAUAUAAAUAUGGCUCUGUAACUCUAGAUUAAUAUUUAUCCAAGUUGCAAGUUUUUAAGUUGUAUUUCCCAAGUGAUAAAAACUACUGCUUUUUUGGGGGUAAUAA
Ziziphus jujuba (common jujube) is the source of this 2080-nucleotide messenger RNA. Its product is annotated as cytochrome P450 78A5. Lineage: Eukaryota; Viridiplantae; Streptophyta; Magnoliopsida; Rosales; Rhamnaceae. The record is from RefSeq and is a predicted model, not a curated record. Gene Ontology annotation, molecular function: iron ion binding; monooxygenase activity; heme binding. The transcript has 2 exons. Bases 93 to 1706 code for a protein of 537 amino acids.